UGUGCACAGGUAACGGAUCAUGGAAAAUAUUGAUCGAUUUUAUUUGUCUUGAAGCAGUUUCACAAAGUUGAAUGACAUUUUGUAGCUAAAUGUCAGAAUCUGCGUUGGCUCAAAGUAGCUCUUCUGAACGAGGGCGCUACGAAGUCACUUGUCCAACUUGUGAUUUCACAUCGACAGUUCCAAACGGUUCACGAAGAACGAUUUGUCCAAAAUGUGGCGGAUUUUACCGGAAAGAAGAUGCUGAGCGACCAGAACCGAGACGUCUUCAAAAGAGAAAUGAGAACAACAGAUCAGGGGGAAUUAACUCCAUAGCUAACUUCUUCAACACACUUGCUCCAGGAAACUCAAACAAGAAGAAAAAGAAUGUCCAAAAUAACAAUUUCAACGGAAUUGUGUCUGGCGGUAGCUCAGAAAAUAGUAACUCAGACACUAGUUCAAAUGCUCCAGAGUUACCUCCAAUUGAUAGUAAAGGAAGAUUAACUGUGCCAAAUGCUAGUUCACGAACCACAACUCCGUCGUAUGCUGAGUCACGUACGUCAAGUAGGAGAAGUCAGGCAAGUAGUGUGGCAUCAAAAAGCAGUUACAAGAGCGUUCGACUGUCUAGUCCGGAGCGGGAGAGACACUUGUCUAGUCGGAGUGACAUGGGCGGGGAAAACACUGGUGCAGGCGUCAGUGUAACUACCAGACCACAGUCUGACAAAGUUAUCUACCCGGUCAGAACAAAAACUUCAGAACAGCUCAGGGAGGAUGUAAGAGCGGCACGGGAGACGGGAAACUGGAAGUGUGUACAGGAGUUCUACGCCACGACAUUUGACUCGUUCCUGGAAGUCAAUGCUGCAUUUAAGAGGGACCCCCAGAAAGAGUAUAAAACAACAGAUGAUCCUGGACUCAAGUUUGAGUUCAUCAACACUGUAUACGAUCUUAUACUCGGCCUUCCAGAAGAUAUCAAAAAGUCAGUACUGAAGGCCAUUAUAAACAGCCUGUUAAAAGAUAAAAGACACAUUGGACGUGUAUGGCCACAUUCCAAGGAUGAUCUCCGUGCUUAUCUUGUCCUAAUACAGAACCCCCAGUUUGGCCAAACAUCUACGUACGUGAUAUUCGCUCACCUCCUACGACAGAUGGCCGCGCUAACAGACCAUGACCACCACUUUCUUGUGUAUUGGCUCAGGAAGUUGACAAGUAACAGGAUGCAGGCAUUAUUGGAACGCUUAAAUUCGUUCAUCUCUAUACGAUUAUUCCCACCGAAGCCCCAAGAUUUACCAUCAAUGGCCAAGUGUACAUGGUGGAUCCCAAGUUGUACCAAGGUCAUGGCUCUACUCAAUGCUGCCAACAACCUGUGUGUUCCCCACCUGGUGUCACAUAUCGACUUCUACAACAUGGCACUAGAUAACCUUGACCUCAUGUCGGAGUACCAAACCUGGCAGGACCCCAACUCACAUGGCGGGUUUUCAUUCUGUCAGUACCCCUUUAUCUUGAGUAUUACUGGAAAGAGAACAAUUCUACAGCGAGAUUCGGAACAACAGAUGAUUCUCAUGGCAAGGAGAAGUUUGGUAGCGAAGGUCCAGAGACGUCAGCUACCAGAUGUGGGCAUGCUGUUCUUCAACCUGACGGUCCGAAGAGAACACCUUGUGUCCGAUUCUUUAAAUGAGAUUUCCAAGAAACAGCAUGACCUUAAGAAGAAGUUGAAGGUCACAUUUGCGGGCGAGCCUGGGCUGGACAUGGGUGGGCUCACAAAGGAGUGGUUCCUGUUGCUUAUAAAGAAAAUCUUCCAUGAAAACUAUGGGAUGUUCACAUAUCACAAGCAGUCUGGUGUAUACUGGUUUUCUCCCAUGGUGCGAGAGGACUACCAAGAGUUCAACCUAGUUGGAGUUUUGAUGGGCCUAGCGGUGUACAACAGUAUUAUCCUGGAUCUCCGGUUCCCACCUUGUUGUUACAAGAAGCUACUCAGUCCCCCUGUGGUUCCCUAUAACAACCCCAGGGUACCGGUAGGCGUGACGGCACUAACGUUGCGGGACUUGAAGACUGUUCAUCCGGAUGUAGCCAAAGGUCUGACAGAUCUGCUGGAAUACACGGGAAAUGUUGAAGAUGACUUCUGCAUGAACUUUCAGGUGUCCCAGGAAUGUUAUGGAAAAGUGAACACGUAUGAGUUAAAGGAAGGAGGAGCAGACAUUCCAGUAACAGCUGAAAACAGACAAGAGUAUGUUGACCUAUAUGUGGACUGGGUCCUUAACAAGUCCGUGUUCCAGCAGUUCAAAGCCUUCUAUCAUGGUUUCCACACCGUAUGCGCAUCAAAUGCCCUCAUUAUGCUGCGUCCAGAGGAAAUCGAUAUGUUAGUCUGUGGUAACCCGCGUCUCGACAUGAAUGAGCUGAAAAAAGUCACUGUCUAUGACGGCUACGGUCCCGCACAUCCUCUGAUAAAGAGUUUUUGGGACAUUGUUCUAAGCUUGGCCAAGCCCCUUCAGAAGAGCUUGCUCAUGUUUACGACGGGAAGCGAUCGGGUACCGAUAGGAGGCAUGGCAGAGAUGACCUUCAAAAUAUCACGACAUGAUGAUAUUAAUCUACUGCCGACUUCCCACACUUGUUUCAACCAGCUGGUGCUGCCGGAAUACAAGAGUAAAAAAAUCCUCCGAAAUAAACUCAUCCUGGCUAUACAGAAUGCAGAGGGAUUCGGCUUGGAAUGAAGAGUUGUCAGCUUGGUUUUCGGUGUCAUGCAUUUACAUGCCAUAAUCACGGCUGGAACACAGUUAAAAGGUCCUCCGAAAUAAAAUGAGACUCGCCAUACAGAACACAGAGAUUUGGUCUGAAAUGAUACCAUUCAGUGUGGAUUACCUUGUUAUUCAUCCUAACUAUACAUAAUACUAACAGAUGCGGCUAGUAAUGAAUAUCCGUCAGUAUUCUUUUGUGUCAUUCAUCUUAGCCAUACAAAAUACUAAUUUAUUCAGCUUGGAAUAAAUAACUGUCAGCGUAUCGUGUCAUUCAUCCUAGUCAUACAAAAUACUAACUUAUUCAGCUUGGAAUGAAGGACGUUUUUUUGUGAAAUUCAUUCUUGCAAUAAUUAAUACAAAAUAUAAUACAAAAUAUAAGAACACAAAGUCCUCCAAAAUCAACACAUCCUUACCAUACAGAACGCCGAAGGAAUCAUCUUGGAAUGAAUUAAUAGCUUUGAUUCUUGUUUCAUCUAUCCCAGCCAUUCAGAAUGCAGUAUUUAGCUUGGAAUGAAGGGAUUUGAUUUGGGUGUCAUUUAUUUAAACUGUUGCGUGGGGAUUAUUUUAGUCGUAAUGGAAUCCGUCCAUCUAUUCAUGACCAAUUGUGAGAGAUUUUACCAUCCAUGUUAUCUGCCAUAAAGGAUUUAUUUCACCAUGGAAUUCUCAAGAAAUAAUCACAGAAUUACUUAAUCAUUGUAAAGGUAAUCCGUCCACUUCAUUUGCCAUAAUUGAAUUUUAAUAUCAGAUUCAGCAGGAUUUUCUUUAUACAUUCUAUGUUUUAAGAAUCAUACUAGAAAGUUUCAUCAUUUAUUUGUGUCCGUAUUAUCCAUUCGUCAUCAUAUAAUCGCUAUUUGUUGUAAUCUAGUCAUCAUUUUUUGUCCCAGAAUGAAAGCCAGAUUGAUUUCAUUCUUCAGUGGCCAAGUGGUUUUCUCGUAAAUACCAGGGCCCACAUGGUUAUGAACAGUGUCAAGUCCAUGUCUAGACUCUGAUUCAGAAAAGCCCUUUUAUUAAAUUACCAAAAUCAUCUUUAUUUCAUUUGUUUUUCAAAAAUAAAUGUCAUUGUACAAUUUUAAAUAAUAAUAAAUUUCAGCAGAUUUAAUCAUCAAUAAUUAUGCAACUAGCAGGAAUUGUUUACAAUAAAAUGAAGAUUUGCAGUUUUGCCACUUGAGUCUGAUCUCAAGAGUUGAGACUGGUCAAAAUCAUGGCCCAAGAUUGUAUGCAAAUGAUACAUACAUGCCAUAUUUCGGAGAGGGUUCCCAGGGGAUUUUGGUCUAAAAUCCAGGGGAUUUUGAUAUUAUUACACCAGGGAAUUUUUACUCAGCGAAAAUUUAGCACAAUAUCUACAUUUAUGAUAUAGAAAUGAAUGUAGAAACACACUCUUAUUUCAAUAAUUUUAAUACUUAGUCAUCAUGGCCCUUAAUGGAAUUUCAUAAAAUUAUGGAUGCUUUCCACUAUCAACCUGAAGCUAGUUUAAAAAAAAAAAUCCAGCGGAAAUGGAUCCCCCAGCGGGGGACCAGGGGAUGGGUCGGAAAUCCGGGGCAUUUUUCCCCCAACCGGGGGAUAUGGCAUGUAUGAUGACAGAUUGAACAAUUAGAACUGUAUGGGUUUGUUUGGACUCAUAAGGUUGAUUGUUCAGAACUUUGUUAAAAUUAACAACCUUUUAAACUUCAUUGUUGUUAAUUUUCAAAUCUUUACUGUUUUGCAAGUUUAAUUGAUACCUUACACUUGUGAUCCGCUGUAUUUAUGUCUCCCCAAAUAAAUGGGGGAGACUCCCCAAAUAAAUGGGGAAGAUGAUCAGAAAAAAUCAUAUCACAUAUUGCACAAGUGCCACUAAUACUACCAGUACAUAUAAAGUAUUAUAAUAAUAAUAUGAUACCUUUUAUAUUGAACAUAAAUGUAUACAUGUAUUAUGUUGAUUGAUUGUUGAUUGAGAUGUUAUAUUUAUUGUUAUCCGUCUGUGAUCUAUAUUUAUUGGUGAAUUUGUGAAAUCAUUUACUAUUCUUUUACAUUGAAUAUAAGAUGUUUUAUGUGAAUUAAAAGAUGUUUUACGUGGAUUAAAAUGUAUGUGCUUUAAAAUUAGAGAUAAUAUGUCUGUAUUUCUAAGUACGAGUCCUGAUUGAGCACUCUGAGCUGUUGGGAUUGCAUUUAUUCAAUGCCAGGAUUUUUUAAAAGGCAGAUUUAUAAUGAGCUUUAAUUAACUAUUCUGAAUCUCAAAAUUUUAUGAAAAUAUAAAUGUUAUAUUUUGCUAAAUUUGUUGAACUUUGUUGUUAUGUAUUAAAUAUAUUUUAGGCUGAUUUAUGUGUGGCUACAUAGUUGAUUAUUCCAUUUACCUUAUGGUACAUAAUUAUCUCACUUUUAAACAUUAUUGGCAUAAUAUACACUAUUUUAUAUUUUCAAUUGUUUAGUUACUGAAAAUGAUUGUGUAAAAAAAAUAAGAAGGCCGGAGAAAAAUGAUUUUAAGUUUCUCAUCCGCAUUUUAGAAAAAUGUUUUAAUUUAAACUUUUUUACAACACUUGUGAAUCAAUUUGGCAAUAUUAUAUUAAUUAUUCUAGUAGGCUCAAUAUCAUGCGAUAGUGUUGUCUUUAGUUGUUGCUUUUUUAUAUGAAAAAGCAUGUGGUAUAUUUAAAUUACCGGUAUGCGCCAUUUUUCUUGAUUUUUUACCACUUUUGGCCAGAGUGGAUCUAAUGUAAUAAAGGUGGAAACAUGUAAGGAUGAGAAUCUAAAAAUAUAUAUUGUCUGGCCUCAUUAUGAAUUAAGUUCAGCUUUUGGAAAAAAAUGCAUGAAUAAUAAGGUAUCGGCUUUGACAUUUUUUUAAAGAGAUUAUCAAUUUUAAUAUUUUAAGCCAGUCAAACUUUGUAUUAUUUAGAAAAAGUGCUGUCAGAAUAAGGAUGAAUAAGGAUAAUGAGACUGCUCUGUCACUAGAUUCAUAAAGGUUUUUUUUCAGUUGUUCAACUAAUUUGUCGCAUUCCUGUGACAGUUCUUUUUAUUUUUUUAUUAACAUUUGGUUAUUAUUUCUUUCUUUAUUAUGUUAAUUAAAAUCAAAUUAGCACAAAUGAAAGCUACUGGGAUCGUUCUGAUUUUCAGAGGGGAUGUUUUGACCAAAAUGGUGACAUUUUUCUCAUAGGACAUCUUAACCUGGGGACGUUUAGACCUGCAACCGUGAAAUUACAUAAUGUCACAUUAGGUUUAUUGUCUUUAAAAUCAGGUGUGCAUUUAUGAUCAGUAUGCAAUUUUUUCGUGUUAAAGUACUAUUACUUACUAGCUAGUCUUACGCUGAUCUGCCAGUGUUUUUCUGCUAUCUACUUGAAUAGGGAGCUGGUCUUCGUAUUUUAUCAGAUAGCUAGGAAAUACUCCUACCUCUUGAGUCGUGCUGAGCUGCAUUAAGGUCUUACAUAGCUUGUAUGGUUUCGUUUUCUGUAUUAAUUUUGCAUAAAAGAAAUCUUCAACUUCUUCUGCUUAAAUGAUAAUUAUCUUAAAGAAUUAAUGACCUUCAACUCAUGUUUUCACAUGGGCACAGCCAUUAAAUUUUCAAUUCUUUAUGUAAUAUUUCACCUUAUGUCAAUUUUACCCAUGAUCUAUUUCAAGGCCGCCUUCAUUAACGUCUUGAGUCUUAGUUUCAGACUCAGGCUCAGAAAAUUGAAGUCUUGAAUGUUUCAAAAUAAUAAAAUAUAUCUAAUUUUGCAAAAAGAUGUGUGCUUGAUUUUAGAAGCGUUUUUUUUUAUACAGAUACAGCCAUUUUGACCAUAUUUGCUUCUGUAAUAGCAUUUUUAUAACAUUAUUAGAAUUUUUGCUUUUCUGGGUCUGAGUCUGAAACAAUUUGUCAGACCAAAGAUGUUAGUGUAUAGUGCCUUUGAUGGGACCUUUUUGUUGUGUUUUCGUCUUUUUGUUGUAAAUUCUUUUUAUUGCUUUUAAUUCAUUAAAGGAACUCCUUCCCAUGUUAUACCUAGGUUCAGACAUUGAAAACACUAAUAUCAUGUGAACACAAUGCUUGUUACUAUGAAUGCUUAUCAUUUUUUCAAGUUCAAAUUAGAGGUCUUUUAUUUAUUUUUUAAAUAUGACAAAAAAUGCUUUAUUUUGCCUAAAAGUGUUAGUCACUUUUUGAAUUUUUUAUUAUUUUAGAUUUUGAUUUAAAAAUAUAUGUUCAAAUUGCCUAUCAGCAAGUUGCAGUUUAGUGUUUGGACAUAAAGUAAGGAAAAUAGCUCAAAUUCCACUAAGUUUAAAAAAAUGUUUCUGACAUAAAAUCAGUGAGCGAGUCCAUUUAAAAUGCCGGGAUUCUACAAUUUGAUUUUAAAUUUAUCAUUUGUGACCUUUACUUCCUGUAUCUAUUGUUUUAAAUUUUCUCAGUAUGGACAUUCAGCUGCAUUGUUAAGUGCGUAUUCAAAUUACAGUAGAGUUAUUUGUCUGUGAGUGAUUUUCUCUCUCUGGAAUUUUAACAUUAAGUGCUAAUGGUUUUCUUUAUAAAUUGUUUGAAGGACAAUUUUUGUUAGAUCUGUAUUUCUGUGUGUGGAAUAACUGCUUGCUAAAAUUAUGUAUGCAUUGUAUGUUCGUAUUAUUAUCUAUCGAUAUUAAAUAAUAACAAUUCCAGUAACAACUAUUUUAAGGGUUAUGGUUGUUGAAUUACAUUAUACAUUCUCAAUUAAUUCACAUUCCCAUGAAGGUGGUAUUCUUAAAAACAUCUGAAGUCAUUUCCUAAUUGAAGUAGAUUUCUUAAAAAAACUCCAGUCAAUUUGAAACAAAAGUACGUUAUUUUUUAAAUUAAACGUAUAAAUAUAUUCAAUAAAAAUGAUGUAUUUUAGCCAUCAUCAAGUUAUUGUACCAUAUACUCAAUAAAAAUAAUGUAUUAUAGUCUCAAGUUAUUGUACCAUAUAACAAGUAACUUAGGAAAAUUACUUAACUUAGGAAAAUUACUUAAUCUAGGAAAAUGACUGAAGAUUUUUCAUGAAUACCGACCUCUGUUAUAAUUGCAUAAUAAACAAGAAAUGUUAAUUUGAACUAAUGUAAUAUCACAGAUAUAAUUAUUACAAACACUAUAUAUUUCCUAGGAAACUAUGAGGAACAUGCAGUAUGUUAUGGGACUGAAGCUUGCUUAUGAUAAUAACUCCACAGAAGUAAGUUUGGGGGAUACGUAGGAUUGGUGGGCUUAUCAGUCAGUUAGUUUUGUCUGGACAAUAACUAAUGAAAGGGUUGACGUAUUUUAAUAAAUUUUGGUACACAUGUUCAACACCAUAAAAUAAAGGUGAAGUUUGACUUUGGUUACCAAACAACCAAUCUUUGACAGAAAAAUGUCCCUUUUUCAACUUAGAUUUUUUAAUAGGACAUUCUUUCUUCAUGAAAUACUUUCAUGUUCAAAAGGACAUUCUUUUUCAAUAAUCUAACGCAAUUAAAUCUUUAGUAAGUGGAUUUCUGUUCUUUGUGUACAAGCAUGGGAAAUUCAGCACCAAAUUCAAUAGGCCCCCCAAAAUAUUUAAAAAAAAGAGAAGAAUUAUGAAGUUUAAUGAAAAUGUAUACAAUAGUAAAAUUUUCCAAAUAAAUGUUUAGAAAAGUGAAAAAAAAAAAAAAAUGAACUGUCUACAAAAUACAAGUGCAUCAGUCAUUUUACCCUAAUGGUCGUCAUGCUAUAUCUUCAAAUUGUUUUACCAAAUUGUCACUUAAAAUUUCCUUUAAAGUGUUGUACAACCAAAUUCUCUGGAAUUUUCCGGCAGCAAAAAUUCAAAGCAAAGUAUCAUACAAACUAAUUCCUGUAUUUUUCUACAACAGAAAUAUCAUCGAUUCUGUCUCAUUUCAUACUGAAUGCUCCUCAUAGAAGAUUUCCAGAUAAAAAAAUUACAUGUUAUUUGUGUCAUGAUUGGCAUAAAUGUUCUUGAAUAGUUGUAUUAACUGGAGCUUGAAUUAUGUUUUGUCUAGCAUGUGUUCAAACUGUUUGUGUCAAGAACAAUUAUGUCAUUUGAAAUAAAUCA
Molecule: messenger RNA, 8662 nt
Organism: Mya arenaria
Lineage: Eukaryota; Metazoa; Mollusca; Bivalvia; Myida; Myidae
Product: probable E3 ubiquitin-protein ligase HECTD2
Exons: 21
Coding region: 90-2681 (863 amino acids)
Biological process (GO): protein polyubiquitination
Molecular function (GO): ubiquitin protein ligase activity
Source: RefSeq, a predicted model, not a curated record